Ictidomys tridecemlineatus (thirteen-lined ground squirrel) is the source of this 6560-nucleotide messenger RNA. Lineage: Eukaryota; Metazoa; Chordata; Mammalia; Rodentia; Sciuridae. The record is from RefSeq and is a predicted model, not a curated record.
GGGGAGGUUAUCUCUAAAUGGAGAGAUUUACCGUUAGAGUUUGACCAUUAUUUUGAGGCAUACGACUGAGUAAGGGGGUUGACAUAAGCAUUUUUGUGUUUUGGAAGGAUAACUGGAUUGGUUGCAUAAACAUGGGUUGGAAAGGGGAAUUUUAAAGGCCAGGUGACCAGGUAGAAGCCUAUUUAAUAGUGUAGUUGAAAGAGACUAGAGACCUAAAUAAGGUAUUGCAGUAGGAAUAAAUUUGGGGGACUCAGAAUUACUGGGAUUAUUUAAAUAUAGAGAAUGUGAGAUUAUUAUUAAAGAUCUAGAAUUUGCAGCUGAGUGGGAAGAAAAUUGGGCAAUAAUUGAAAUAGAUAAUAACAGGAAGAACAAGUUUAGGGGAGAUGAUAAUCUGGAUUUUGUACAUUGUUAGGUUUGAGAUGCUGUUGGAAUUAUAUAUAGAAAUACCCAGCAAGCAGUUAGAAAUGAAGAUUUGGAGUUCAAAAGAAAGGUCAUUCAUUCAUAUACAAAUAUUUAUUCAGUACUUACUAUCUGCUUAUAGGAAUGCUUGUAUGGAAUCCUUUUAAACUCAUAGUAAAGACAAUUUGAAAAUGGGAAGUGACUUCAGGGUAUCUUGAUCAAAAUGUAAAUUUGUGGUAUGGUUAUACAACUGUGAAUAUACUAAAGACAAAGACAGUCUAAUAGUACUCUUUAAAAUGGGUGAGUUGUGUAUUCUGUGAACUCUCAGUGAAACUUAUUUUCUUAAAAGAUUUGCAUUACAGUUUUUGAAAUUUGUUAAAUGGGUAUUGGAAUUGGGAAUAGAAACAAAUGUAAUUGCAUAUUUGUCACUAUACUACCAGCUAAUAUACUUGGUAAGUUCUGUGUUAAAGAAGAGGUUAACUUAGUACACCUGAUAAGGUACUCUUGUAGUGAUUAUUUUGAAUCCAGCUUACCUAUUCUAGUGCCUUCUUUUCUCUAUUUUAUCAUACAGUACACAUACAAACUAUAAACUUGGCCAUCAAAAUUGUGGGGUAGUACUCAGUUAUGAUAUGGAUAUCCAGUUGUUUCAGGAAAUGUUUUUGUUAAUUUUUAAGUUUUAUUAUUAGAUUAAAAACACUAAAAAAUAUCAUUGUUAACAUAUAAAAGUUAGUAAAUAGUUGUAUGGUUUCUUGGAGAUUUUACAAUCAUGGAAUCUCAAAGUUGGAGGAACUUUAAGGAUAACCUAAACAAAUAUCUGGUAAUUUCUUGGCUUGUUGAGAGUGAGCUGGAAUUUCGGUAAAGGAGUUCUUUGGCCUUACAAAUUAGAGAGAUAUAAUCACUAUUCAUUCAACUAUUUAUGCCAACCUGCUCUGUGGGUAGGAGUCCUGGCUUUGCAGCUUAAUAACUUGGGCAAGUGAUUUAUUGAGCCUUAAUUCCUUUCUUUCUAAAAAGAUGAAUGGAUAAAUUAUUAUGUUGUUGUAAUGCUUGAGUGAGAAAAAAGUGGAUAGAAAAGUCAGGGAUUUAUAAUACUUCAGGUGAAAAACUUAAAAGGAUUGUUUUUAGUAUAUCUUGUAAAUUGUUAUUUCUUUACAAUGAAAAAUGAGAAUCUCAGACAGCUGGAAAGAGGGAGAAGAAACCAACAAACAAUAAAUAUUUAUUCCAUUACUUCUAAAUGCCCUUUUUGUAAAGUCUGUCUUAUUGUAACUAUCUAGCCAACCCUGGUAUUAAAAGAAAACUUCAUCCUAGGUACAUUUUAUAUGUAUGAUUACACAGUGUUCCCAAUUUUGGCAACAAAUAAAGGACUCACAUGACAGAUUCCUAGGGGAAAAAUUAAGCUGUAAGAAAGUAAGAAUUUUGGGCUGGGGGAGUAACUCAGUGGUUGAUUGUGUGCGUAGUAUACACAAGGCCUUGGGAUUUAAUCCCUAGCCCAAAAAUGAAAGAAAAGUUGGGGGUGGGGGGAAAAAAAGAAAGAAAGAAUUUAAAUUACAGGGAGAAAACAGCUGCAUCAGGGUCCCAAGAACACUACAUCUGGGAAACACUAUUCAAAUUUUGUCAUUUUUUUUCCCUAUGCAGUACUGUAGAUUGAUCCCAGGGCUUCAUGAAUGCUAGCUACAGGAUUUUGGAAGCUGAAUCAAUGUUAUCAGAUGAGUUAGAAUCCAAACCAGAGCUCCUGGUACAGUUUGUUCAGAAUACCUCCAUCCCAUUGGGACAGGGACUAGUAGAAUCAGAAGCUAAAGACAUUACUUGCUUAUCCCUACUUCCGGUGACCGAGGCCUCAGAAUGCAGUCGGCUAAUGUUAUCAGAUGAUGCUCCAAAUCAUACUAACUCCUCCAAGGAGGUCCCUUCAUCAGCUGUACUGAGAAGCCUUCAGGUGAAUGUGGGCCCAGACGGAGAGGAGACGAGGGCUCAGACUGUACAGAAGUCCCCAGAGUUUUUGUCUACUCCAGAGUCUCCUAGUUUGUUGCAAGAUCUACAGCCAAGUGAUAGCACUUCUUUUAUUCUUCUUAACCUAACAAGAGCAGGUCUGGGCUCUUCAGCUGAGCACUUAGUGUUUGUACAAGAUGAGGCAGAGGAUUCAGGGAAUGAUUUCCUCUCCAGUGAGAGCACGGACAGUAGCAUUCCAUGGUUCCUCCGGGUUCAGGAGUUGGCCCAUGACAGUUUGAUUGCUGCUACUCGUGCACAACUAGCAAAGAGUGCAAAAACCAGCAGCAAUGGAGAAAAUGUCCACCUUGGUUCUGGUGAUGGACAACCCAAAGAUUCUGGACCACUUCCCCAAGUGGAAAAGAAGCUCAAGUGUACAGUUGAAGGUUGUGACCGGACAUUUGUGUGGCCAGCUCACUUCAAGUACCACCUCAAAACUCAUCGAAAUGACCGCUCCUUCAUCUGCCCUGCAGAAGGUUGUGGGAAAAGCUUCUAUGUGCUGCAGAGGCUAAAGGUGCACAUGAGGACCCACAAUGGGGAAAAGCCUUUUAUGUGCCCUGAAUCCAGCUGUGGUAAACAGUUCACUACAGCUGGAAACCUGAAGAACCACCGGCGCAUCCACACAGGAGAGAAGCCUUUCCUUUGUGAAGCCCAAGGAUGUGGCCGUUCCUUUGCUGAGUAUUCUAGCCUCCGAAAACAUCUGGUGGUUCACUCAGGAGAGAAGCCUCAUCAGUGCCAAGUCUGUGGGAAGACCUUCUCUCAGAGUGGGAGCAGAAAUGUACACAUGAGAAAGCAUCACUUGCAGCUGAGAGCAUCUGGGAAUCAAGAACAGGAGCAAACUGCUGAGCCACUAAUGGGCAGUAGUUUGCUUGAAGAGGCUUCAGUACCCAGUAAAAACCUGGUGUCUAUGAAUUCCCAGCCCAGCCUUGGUGGAGAGACCUUGAACCUACCAAAUACCAAUUCUAUCCUGGGAGUUGAUGAUGAGGUGCUCACUGAAGGAUCCCCACGUCCCCUGUCUUCAGUGCCUGAUGUGACACAUCACUUGGUGACCAUGCAGUCAGGGAGGCAGUCAUAUGAAGUUUCUGUUCUAACUGCAGUAAAUCCGCAGGAGAGUCUUGCUGAAUUAUCUACACUGGCCUGGAACUUGGAUCCUCCCACCUCAGCCAAGUAGCUGAGAUCACAAAUGACUACACAUGGCUGAUUUAUCCCAAUUAUAAUUAUUUUUCUAUUAUCUGCCUCCUCACAUGUCUACAAACUCCAUGUUUGCUUAUUCAUCAGAGAACAGUGCCUGGUAAGUACCAUAUGUGGCUGUGGAAUGAAUAAAGCCUGAGGCCCUUAUUCACAUAUAUUUUUUAAACCUCCCUCAUGGCCUACACUGAGCCUGCAGCCUCUUUUGGGUCCACCCAGACAGCUCAUCUCCAAGCCAAGCCAACUAACCAACUGGGUCUUUUGGUACCCACAAGCAGGAGGCGGCAGGUGGCAAGGAUAUCUUUACCCUCGAGUUUGUCCCCAAGGGCUGGUUCCAGAAUGGACUUGGGGAUCCUUCUUAUGGCCUUCUUUGGGGGGACCGUAGCCUUCACUGUGGUAGCCAGGUCUCUCUGUCGUGCAGCUUCCUUUCGCUGCUCCUCCUUCUCCAGGAAGCUGAAGGGCCUUAAGGAUGAGAGGAGCAGUUCCUUCCUCUUCUGGAUCCCUGCCUGUCUCUGGGCCUCCCUGCGCUCCAUGAUGUCCUGGUAGAGGGGUAGGUAGACAUGUGCAGGUACAGGCUGUGCUCGGAACUGUCUGUGGCACUCAGCCUCCUCUUGGCCCUGCCUCUGGGCCUGCUGCCUCUUCUGCUCAAAGGAGGCAGGGGAGGCCAGCCACUGAGCUUUCUUUUGGGCCUCCCGCACUGUCAUGCAGAAUGGCUGAGGGACGGUGAUGGACGAUGUCCAGGAGUUGACACUUCUGUGCUGGGAGGCAGACUUGGAGCCUGAGGGCGGCUGGGCCUGAGCCUUGGGAACACCAGAGGAAAGGCUGUUCAGGGAGCUGCAGCGCCUUGUGGAGUCACACCUGUGGGAGAGAGCAGGUCUGUGUGUGGAGGACUGGGCAGUCAGGAGGCCCUGCUGUUUCCUGAUCCUCUUCCCCAGGCCUCUUUGCCAGGCAAGCCACAGCUAGCUUCUCAGCCUGAUCUCACAGCCCCAUAAGCCUCUAUAUCCAUAACUCUUCCAUGAGGCCUCCCCACUCUUCCCACAGGCAAUCCUAGCAGCCUAGUAGAAAUGUUCUCAGAAUUGAUCCACAAACUGCCAUGUUUGCACUCUUAUUUGCAUAUGACAGAGAAAACAGUGCAAUAGGUCAAAGCAGGAAUUUAGAAUUAGAUCUAAGUUAAAGACCUGCUUCAAACCUUAAGAUUAUGAAUUUCCUCAUAUGUAGAGUGACAAAUAUAAUAUCCACUUAUAAGGUUACUGGGAGGAGAAAGCAAAUACUAAAUGAGCAAAAGCCGAGUUGGCCAAGGUCAAAGUACCUUGUCAUUCUUGGGGAAAGGUUUGUUUAGGAAAGACAUUCCUUUAAUCAAUUCUAAUGUUUCAUUGAACUAAGAGUUGCCCACAAUAAUUUAGGAUUGCUGGUAGAAAUCAAAACAGUUGGUUGGACUCAAAACUUGAUUAUGAGCCAGAGCCUGCCUAAAUAGAAAUUUGCAGACAUGGUCCCUACAUGACAAAGGAAGAUACAGCCCAAAGACAUGGCAUGACUAACCCAGAGUGGUGGAGUGGGGUAGCUGUUGACUAUAGAGCCUUACCUCUGAGAUCCAGGGUACUGGAUCUGUGGCUUCCCCCUGCCCUUGUCCUGGAAGAAAUUCUCUAGGACCUCAUCAUCUUCAGAGAUGUUCUUAUCACUGUCUGAGUCAGCCUGAAAAAGGGACUCCAACAGACCCUGUUUGUCCCUCUGCUUUAGAACCUGUAGGGAGUCAUAAAAGCUUCCAGUUGAGACAGAGGUGGACUCUGUCUCAUCCUCUAGGCUGAGGAGCUCAUGGAGUUUUCCAGCCCUGGGUAAAACCAUACCAUCCCCAGACAGUUUGUCUUCUGCCUCCGUGUCAGAGGAAGAUUGGGGGGAAAGUAUCUAAAAUGGAAUAGAAAUAAACUGUGAGUUAAACUAUAAUUUCUACAAUCUUCAAAACAUAAUGAUUAAUUUCACUUUGAAUAAGUCUUAGUAUAUUAGGGAUAAGAGGAACAAAUAAGAUGUGUUCCUUGCUCUAAAAAAAUUUCACAUCCUGGUAUACAGUUGUGCUUGGUUGUAGGGCAGGAAAGGGAAGCAAAGAGCUAAAGCAUGUUCCCUAUCCCUGCAGUACAGUAAGCAGAGCACCUAACCUGCACCAUGCAUUCCAGGAAUCCUACCCAGGACCUUGGGCACACUCUGUACCCACUUUCCUUGAGAUUUACCUGUUGUUCUUCUCUUGUUGCCCUGUUUAGGCCCCUGCUUUUCUCAUGUUCUAACUAAUUUCUAUUCUAUCACUAGAAAUGGAUGAUUAAUAGGACAAUGUAGUCUAAUGGAAAGAGUGAUAUCCUAGAACAUGAGACACCCAACCAAAUUUUAAAUAAUUUAUUCAGGGGCUAGGGGUGUAGCUCAGGGUAGAAAGCUUGCCUAGCAUGCUCAAGGAUUGGAUUUGUGCCCAGCGCUGGAAAAUGACAACAACAAAACUUCAUUCAUUCAUUCAUAUAGAAAAUAUCUGUUGGAUAUCUAACAUACUAGACUGAAAACAAGACAAACAAGGUCUCUAUUCUCAAGAAGCUUACAUUCUAGUGAGAGGAGACAGAAAAUAUAAUAAGAUCACAUAUUCAAAUAAAAGCAUAAACACUGAGGUUAUAGAGUGAUGGGUUACUUAUGGAAAACUUUUAUGUUGAUAAAAUCUAUUAGAGUCACUAGGAAUGUAUCCAUAAUCAGAGUGAUGUUUAUUAAUUAUAGUACAUCAUGAGAAACAAUAAGGAACCCGGUGUGUGCGUAUUAGUGGCAGGAUUUUAGUGUUGGCUUGUCUGAUUGAUUCUUAGGAAGGUCAUAAGAGGAUAGGUGCAGUCAUGAAGUAGGAACAAUUUAACCUUUUCUUUUAGUAUUGGGUUUUUGUUGUUGUUUUGUAGUACUGGGGAUCACAAAUUCCAACCCAACCUGGGCAAUUUAUCAAGACUUUCUCAAAAUAAAAAGUUUUUAAAAAGGGA